Colletotrichum gloeosporioides is the source of this 255-nucleotide messenger RNA. RefSeq names its product Small nuclear ribonucleoprotein G. Gene Ontology annotation, cellular component: precatalytic spliceosome; U5 snRNP; spliceosomal tri-snRNP complex. The coding region runs from base 1 to 255 and encodes 84 amino acids. Gene Ontology annotation, biological process: spliceosomal snRNP assembly; mRNA splicing, via spliceosome. The record is from RefSeq and is a predicted model, not a curated record. The transcript is spliced from 4 exons. NCBI's taxonomy places the organism in Eukaryota, Fungi, Ascomycota, Sordariomycetes, Glomerellales, Glomerellaceae. Gene Ontology annotation, molecular function: RNA binding.
AUGGCGCCCGCGCAGCCCGAGCUGAAGAAGUACCUUGACAAGAGACUGUUCGUCCAAUUGAACGGCAGCCGCAAGGUUAUCGGUGUUCUCCGAGGCUACGAUGUCUUCCUGAAUAUUGUUCUGGACGAGGCGGUCGAGGAGAAGGAGGGCGGCGAGAAGGUCAGGCUAGGCAUGGUCGUCAUCCGCGGUAACUCGGUCGUCAUGCUGGAGGCACUCGAGAGAAUCGGCGGCGACGACCGCCAGCAGAGGGGUUAG